AUGUCACAAUCUAGCAUCACGAUGGUGAAUUCAGGAAGACCCUUCAUGGGUGUGUCUUACUUCUGUCAAAAGCUGAGUAAAUGGAAAGGAAACUAUUCUCGUAUUGUCACUGUAUCGACGGACGGAGUUGCAACUUACAACCCCGACUUGUGUACGUUGACGAAUUCCUGGACUUGGGAAGAAGUAUCCGACGCGCUUCCCGAUACUACAAAAGUUAACACAUUCAUUUUGGAGAUUUGUGACAAGAAGUCAUUUUUAGCGGACACAUUCAUAGUUAGGUCGAAAUCGAAAUCGAAAUCGAAGCUUCGCUUUCGCACAGCAAAUAUAAGUGAAUUAUUAUGUGAAAUCCGUUCUCACUUACGAUCUCCGCCAUCUGAGACCAUUCCUUAUGUGUUUUCGGGAUCUUUAUUGCUUUAUCCAGAUAUUGAAAAGAAGUGUGAACUAUUAGUAGAAAACGGCUAUCUCUUGAUACGCUUUUUCGAAAGUCACUCUCGCCGCAUUUCUCUGUUUCACAUAACAGACGGAUACAUGGUGGGUCGUGACGAUAUCGUGGUUCUGUAUUACAACGGAAUUCGCCACACCUUUCGAAUUUCCGAACGCUUCGGAUUCCUUACCGCGCUCGACGAAGAAAUGCGACGCUGCGCUUUGGUUAUUGACAAGACGAAGAAGAUGGAGGAGAUUCCGGAGAGCGAUUUUGAAGUGAUGGAGGACCCGGUUUAUUCGAGCGAAGACUGUGAUGAAAAUUGA
Molecule: messenger RNA, 747 nt
Organism: Blastocystis hominis
Lineage: Eukaryota; Bigyra; Opalinata; Blastocystidae
Exons: 4
Coding region: 1-747 (248 amino acids)
Source: RefSeq, a predicted model, not a curated record